AGACUAACUUCACAUUGUCUCGGCGGCGACGGCGCGGCUGACUGACUGGCGCUGCAGUAAGUUGUGCGAGUGGCGGCCGGCUGCAGCAACAAGGCGUUGCAUGGCAUUGCAAUUGCAUUGAUGGUCCUUCAUGCUCAGAUCCUGCUGCUGCACCCAGUCGGAAUCCGCACGCCCGGCUCUGCCCAACAUUGCUAUGUUUAAUUUCUCGAUCUGCUUCUGACUGCGGCUUUUCCUCUGGUGGCGGCUGACGGGGACGAUGACUGAGUACAAACUGGUGGUGGUUGGAGCAGGUGGCGUUGGCAAGAGUGCCCUGACCAUCCAACUCAUCCAGAACCAUUUCGUGGAUGAGUAUGACCCCACAAUUGAGGAUUCCUACAGGAAACAGGUUGUCAUCGAUGGAGAGACAUGCUUGCUGGACAUUCUGGACACUGCUGGCCAGGAAGAGUACAGUGCUAUGCGAGACCAGUACAUGCGGACUGGAGAGGGCUUCCUCUGUGUCUUUGCCAUCAAUAACACCAAAUCGUUUGAGGACAUUCACCAAUAUAGAGAGCAGAUCAAGCGGGUAAAGGAUUCUGACGAUGUUCCGAUGGUCCUGGUGGGGAACAAGUGUGACCUCCCAUCCCGGACAGUAGAAACGCGGCAGGCGCAGGACCUGGCCCGGAGCUACGGAAUCCCGUAUAUCGAGACCUCAGCCAAGACCAGACAGGGCGUGGAGGAUGCCUUCUACACCUUGGUCCGAGAGAUUAGUCAGCACAAAGUGAGGAAAUCGAAUCCUCCCGAUGAGAGUGGUCAGGACUGUAAUAACUGUAAAUGUGUGAUAUUGUGACCAGGGUCCCAGCAGCGGUGGUCGGACCCCAGCUCAGCGCCAAUGGAGGGGCGGCAGCAGGGGGAAGUGAUCGUGGGGGAGUUGUCCAAAGUGGGCACCGGUUUCCUGCCCCCGAGUACCCCCUCCGAGAGCAGGGCUCACCCCCACCUGCAUGUCCAUCCUCAAACAGAUUUACCCACCUGUGUUUUUCCCCUUCAAUCACCUAUCCCAAUCCCACUGACCCCGCGUGUCUGACUGUGGUUUGGUCACUGGAAUUGGGUGCCCCCUACCCCCCACCCGCAACGUGAUCGAACAGUGGUGGGCUGGCAUGAGGUGGGGGGAGGGAGAGGUUGUGGGACUCUUGCUGACCCCCCCCCCUCCCCUCGUUCUCUGGGGAAGGGCUGCCCACACGUUGUUGCUUUUCCCCCUCCUAUCCAUAACUCUUUCAUUGCCAAAUGGGGCUCUGGGAGGGGUUCACCAAUCUGCAUUCCCGCACCCACCUCACUCUGUGGACCCUUCAGAACUCAUCACCCAACCCCUAGCUGAGGGGGAGAGGUGGCGGGUGGGCAGUGGAGAGGGUCAUUUGUGGAAGGAUGCCCCAAGCGUCCCAGACGUGAAUGUAGGGGGUAGUAUCCCACAUCUCCUACCUACUGCCACUUCUCCCAAUCUCAUCAGGUCUAGUCCGCUGGUCCAUCCCCACCCCAAACCCGAGCGGACAAACCCCCCCUCCCCUCUCCCCUCUCUAUCCUUCGCGUUAUUUAACACGUUGUACAUUUCCAAAGAGAAAUAAAGAUGGUUUGAGAAUGAA
Messenger RNA from Hypanus sabinus (Atlantic stingray), 1613 nucleotides. RefSeq names its product GTPase HRas. Gene Ontology annotation, biological process: Ras protein signal transduction. Gene Ontology annotation, molecular function: GTP binding; GDP binding; GTPase activity. The transcript is spliced from 6 exons. Bases 257 to 826 code for a protein of 189 amino acids. Lineage: Eukaryota; Metazoa; Chordata; Chondrichthyes; Myliobatiformes; Dasyatidae. The record is from RefSeq and is a predicted model, not a curated record. Gene Ontology annotation, cellular component: plasma membrane.